GCUCCCGAUGACUUCUGGAACUAACUCGUUUGGCAUUCCACUCCGGCACCAAUGAGUUAACACACGUAAAACACUUUGCAAAUUUUAAUACUGUUGAGUAGUUUCUGACUUUUAGUGACCACAAUGGGGGUUUCAGUUAUUUUUUGGGGGUGAGGCAACUUGUCCGGGGUCCCACAGCUACUAAAUGUUGGGGUAGGAUUUGCACUCGGUUGCCCUGGACUCUGCACACUCUGCGACGGGAUUAAGCCGCCUACAAGGCUGGCUCUCUCGGCAUGCUCCGGCCCCUACGUUUCCAGAGCUUUCUCACUACUAGCUCAAGCUUUGGGCCAAGCUGCUUGCUCUAUAUUCAGUCGCACUCAAGUUGUAAAAAAUGAGGUUACAAGAAUAUAACAGUCCGUGCCUUCGAGGCCUAGACGUUUUACUAGGGGAAACAUGUACAUAGGUAAAUAAUCCCAAGUGAUGGGAUGGGGGGAGGGGAAAGCGGGGAUUCCAGAAGAUCGGGAGAGGUGAAGGGGCACAAGGGGAGGAGGCAGUGUCAGUGGGGGGAGCCCGGCUGGGUUACUUACCGGGCCCCACAAGAGUGUGCCCCUGGCCCUACAGUGCUGCAAUCCGCGGCGGCUUCCCCUCCCUUCGUGUGCCGAGACUUGGGGAAUGGGGACCACACACGAAGCCGCCCCAGCCGAGCUCCCGCAUUCCUCAGCAGGGACCGGGCCCCAACCUCGGCAGAAGGUAACACGUGGGUUGGGCCUCGCAAGGAAUUGUUAUGGCCUCAGAGCUCCCCCAAGCCUGGUCGGGCCCCUCUGCUGGGGGCUGCUCGGCCACCGUCAUGGGGGCGGUGCCGCGCGCAGCCGAGCUAGCCCGAGCGCAGGAGCAACCCCGGAGGGCGGCCGUAGCUCGGUCUUUCCCGCCCAACCGUGAGCACAGCGCCAAGUCUGCCCGCGCACAAGACUUUACGCGCGCGCACGCGCAUCCUCGCGUUUCCCCUCCCCCUCUUGCGUCCCUCCUCUGGGAAAAGAGGUAAAAAAGGUUUAGUCAUCUUGAGCGCCGGCGCGAACUCCACAGCCCCCGGGAUGGGGGCGUUUCAUCUCGCUUAAUAAAGACCCUAGCUUUCGGCUACUUUCGGAAACCAGGACUCGGCUGUUGUUGGCUCAGUUCCUGGACGAGUGGCGGGCGCGCAGGCGCGGGACUCCCUGGUUGAAAGCAGGGGAGCUGGGGCCGGCGCGGUGUCUUGUGGGAGGGCUUAAGAGAGCAAAAUGGCGGACCUGGCGAACGAAGAAAAGCCUGCCAUUGCACCACCUGUCUUUGUGUUUCAGAAGGAUAAAGGACAAAAGUCCUCUGCAGAGCAAAAAGGCUUGUCGGAUUCGGGAGAGGAGCUUCAGGGGAAGGCUGAGUCCCCCCACCAUGGUGUGGGUCACACAGAGUCAGCUGGUGAGCAUGUCUUAGAGCUUUCCACUCCCGCUAGUGCCUCAGCCAGAGCUUCUCCGCCUCCCGCUUCUGAAGCCCAGCCUACUUCUAUUCAACAAGAACUGGCAGGGGACAGAAGCCUUCCAAGUCUACAAUCUCAUGCUGGAUUAGAGGUUACAUCUGAGUCAUAUUCGGCUACAGGGACUAAUCCAUCUCAGAGAAUCUGGCCUCAUUCACCCAGGGCUACGACUGGUUCCUGGGCAGAGAAAGCUCUGACUCCAACAGAAGAAACUUGUAAGAGAUCUGCUGAUGGUUCAAGUCCAGAAGAUGGAGAAGAUUCUGACCGAGAAGAUGGAAAUUACUGUCCUCCUGUAAAACGGGAAAGAACUUCUUCAUUAACUCAAUUUCCUCCAUCACAGUCAGUAUCAAAAAACAAUGUUUUUAUGCCAUCAACCUUCUGUGAACCAUCUGCAGGCAAUUCUGACUCAGAACCAGAGGAAAAGAGCAGUGGAUUCCGACUGAAGCCUCCCACACUUAUCCAUGGUCAGGCACCCAGUGCAGGUCUACCAAGCCAGAAACCUAAGGAACAGCAGCGAAGUGUGCUACGCCCAGCAGUAUUACAAGCUCCCCAGCCAAAGGCACUUACGCAAACAGUUCCUAACAGUGGCACUAAUGGUGUUAAUGUACCUUCAGAAUGUCUAGGAGCAGCUACAUCUGAAUCAAUAAAUAAUAGUGCAUUGAGGAAUCCUUCUGAGUCUGCUGACAAGGAGAAAGAGCCCCAGAAAAAUGAGUCUAGCAAUACUUCCGAGGAUGAGACCUGUGAGAGAAAAAAGCAAAUUGCACAGCAAGCAUUUGUAUUUGGGCAAAACUUGAGGGACAGAGUUAAGCUAGGACAUGAAAAUGCUGAAACAAGUGAAUUACAGAAUGCAGGGCAUUCGAGCUCUGAAACACCAUCUGCAACCAACUAUUUUCUACAAUACAUCAGCUCCAGUUUAGAGAACUCAACAAAUAAUGCUGAUGCCUCCAGCAACAAAUUUGUAUUUGGACAGAACAUGAGUGAAAGAGUGCUGAGUCCACCAAAAUCUAGUGAAUCUAGUAUAGAUGCCAGCAAGGACAAUACUGCUGCUGAAUCUGGCUCAGAAUCCUCCUCCCUAGAAGCCACUCCUGAGAAAGCUAAUAAUGUUUCAGAAUCACUGGCAGAAUCAGCAGCUGCCUACACCAAGGCCACAGCCAGGAAGUGUUUACUAGAAAAGGUGGAAGUGAUCACCGGGGAAGAGGCAGAGAGCAACGUAUUACAGAUCCAGUGCAAGUUGUUUGUGUUUGACAAAACAUCACAGUCUUGGGUGGAAAGAGGCAGAGGACUACUCAGACUUAAUGACAUGGCGUCAACAGAUGAUGGGACGUUACAAUCUCGACUGGUAAUGCGGACCCAGGGGAGCUUGCGGCUUAUCCUCAACACCAAGCUGUGGGCACAGAUGCAGAUUGACAAAGCCAGUGAGAAGAGCAUCCGAAUCACAGCCAUGGACACUGAGGAUCAGGGAGUCAAAGUGUUCCUGAUCUCGGCCAGCUCCAAAGAUACUGGGCAGCUGUAUGCAGCACUGCAUCACCGGAUCUUAGCAUUGCGCAGCAGGAUAGAGCAAGAACAGGAGACCAAGAUCCCAGCUCCAGAGCCUGAAGUGACACAGUCAAAUGAGGAGGACAGCGAUGAUGAUGUUCUGGCUCCUUCUGCAUCCACCGGAGGGGGCACCGGUGAUGAAGGGGAUGGGCAGACAGUCGGGAGCACAUAGCAGCUGGAAGCUCAUCUGCUUGCAAGGCUGCUGCUUGUCCACUCUCCCCCCUUCCCCCGGCAGGCGCCGCGAUCGUUCCAGGCAGUGUUGGCGGCUCCAGGACUUAGGAACCAUGCAUCCCUGUUCUGUUUGUUCGUUUCUUUGGUCUGGAUCAGUAGAUUCCACACAAAGCAGACUCAGAAAACUGCCUGAAUGUGGUUUGGGACAUGAAAGCUCAUCAUAUUGAUGAGCAGAAAAAUAACCUUCCUUUCCCCUCUUUUCAUUGAAAUGGCACAUUGACUUGUCACACACAACCCCUCCUUGGGACCUGAGGAUUCUGUUUCUUCAGUAGCUCAUAUGGCACCGGCCUCUGGAAACUCAUUUUGCAGCCCCGCCCCCCCCCAGGGCUUUAGCCAUAGCUCUUGGGUCUGUCUGUCCUCCUCCCCUUGUUACCAUCUGACUCUUGGAGCCCCUGUCCAACUGCAGGGAAGCAACACCGAGAAAUUUCUGUUCCCUUAAAUCAUCACCCUCAAUCUGCUCCACCUCCCAGGUUUGGGCUCCUUGGAGAAUGGACAGGCUGAGUAUUUUCCAUCUUGUCCAUUUCACCACAAGGGCAGUCUGGCCUGGCUCAGGGCCCCAUUCUUUUUUCCACUGGCCCCUGUUGCCCAGGUCCAAGCCCCCAGGCAGCAUUGAAGGGCCCAGUGGGUGUUUCACUAACUCCUCCUUCUUCUCCUGUGUCCAAUAUUGUUUUGGGGGGGUUUCUAUUGUGCUGAUCCUUUUUUUUUAAAGGUUUCUUUUUUUUUUUUUUUUGGUUGGUAUUGAUUUUUUUUUUUUUUUUUUAGUUUUUAAUAAGAUGCUCUUGUGUGUUGAGAAAGCGAAGCUCUAUUGUUUUGUACUUUUCUGUUACUAUUUAAGGGAGAGCUAAGCCACUCUAUAUAAUAGGUGUUAUAUACCAUUUGCUUAGUCAGUUUUAUUCUGGCCAGGUGCAAGCUCACAGAUAGAUGCCCCUCGGUGACCCAGUAACAACAGCUAGUGGGGAACAUCUGUUAGCCUCCCCAAAACUAACUCCCAAGUUAGUCACUCCUGAAAAUAAUGGGUCUUUGCACCAGUGGAGCCAGUCAUGGAGCUAGGUCUUUGGAGUUGUUUGAAUUUUUUUUUCUCCCCUUCCUUUGAUAUUUUGAUACAAUGAUUCCUUCUUUUCCCUGAUAAUUCCUAUUUGCAUGAACACACCACCGUGAGAGCAGCUGAGGUUAGGACGCUAAAGAGGUGGGGCUCCCUCCCACCUCACCAACCAGAGGGAAAAGGGACUGUUUCUCCAGCUUAGUCUUCCGAUAUGGGCAGGUUAAAGGGUGAGGAAUUGCUCAUCCCUGGCUUGUUCACUUCACCCCAUGCCAUAUCAGGUUCACGUGUCCUUCCAGCCAUAGUGUAAUCCCCAACCCUAUGUCCACUGUGUCAGGGAGAGAACAGCUACCCCAUUGACCAGUAUCGAGAAAGAGUUUGGCUUUCAGGACAUAACCCUGAUUUAUCUCUAGAGUUUAGAGAUAGUUACAUAAGUAAAUCUGUGAUUCCUUUUAACACAACUGGAUUUGACUUGAGCUCUUGGUGUCCACCACAAAUAGGACACUCUUCCUGGUCCUUCCCAUGGUAGUGGGAAGUGAAAUCCUUUCCAUCUAGGAAUUUCUUUUGCUUUUGACUACUUUCAUCCUGGGACUAUUAUUAGCAGUUUCUCUGGGAGGGUUAACAUCCCAGCGGUGCCAUCAGACCUGGGCUGCUGACAAAAUAACUUUGUCAUUAUCUUCUGGACUUCUUUCCUCCCCUUAUGUCUCCCAGUGCUGCCUUGAUAUCAGGACAUUUAAACACAUUUUCAACUUAGUUAAAGUCCCUCUUGGAUGACAAAACUCACAGAUCCAGAGUCCUCAGGCUCUGCAGGUGAGCUUGGUGCUGUUUCCUCACCCUCCCCAACCCAGAUGGUCUCACACUGAUUUGGCCAAAACCCAGAGAGAAGAUGGGACCAGCAAGUCUUGGGUCGUGUUGGAAAGAUCCAGCUGUACUCCCACACAGAUCUCACCCACUGUUGGGGUCAUUCUUCAGAAUUGUCAGCUGCUAAGUUGGAAAGGGCAGCUUUGUGUGAAGGCCUUGCAGAGUUCUUUCUGCACAGCAAAGAGGGACAGAUUCUGCUUUUGCUCAUACAAGAAACUUUUUGCGAAUUUGACCCAGAAUUAUCUUGAAGCCCCAUCCAAUGAGAGACAUAGGCCAGAGCUAAACUUUAUUACACUUCCUGCUUUCAGCCUUAGAAAACUAGUGACAGGUAAAACCAGAUAAUGCCCAUGUGUUUUGGAAGAUUUAUGUAAGAUUGUCAUAUGAAAUGUAUUUGGGAAUUACAUUAAAACUUUUAACAAAAA
Molecule: messenger RNA, 5572 nt
Organism: Antechinus flavipes (yellow-footed antechinus)
Lineage: Eukaryota; Metazoa; Chordata; Mammalia; Dasyuromorphia; Dasyuridae
Gene: RANBP3
Product: RAN binding protein 3
Exons: 19
Coding region: 1254-3191 (645 amino acids)
Biological process (GO): protein export from nucleus
Cellular component (GO): nuclear pore; cytoplasm
Molecular function (GO): GTPase activator activity
Source: RefSeq, a predicted model, not a curated record